Messenger RNA from Diaporthe citri, 336 nucleotides. RefSeq lists its product as uncharacterized. NCBI's taxonomy places the organism in Eukaryota, Fungi, Ascomycota, Sordariomycetes, Diaporthales, Diaporthaceae. The record is from RefSeq and is a predicted model, not a curated record. Bases 1 to 336 code for a protein of 111 amino acids. The transcript is spliced from 2 exons.
AUGGAACUAGAUGAAGAUAAUGACGAUCAAGAUAGAGACUACGAAGAUAAUCCAACACUCAACUAUAACGACGAUGAAAGUUGCCACGUUUCUAGGAUUGAGGACGGCGAGUGGACUCAACCAAGCGACACGUUCUCCGUCCUACUUAUUGUCGGCGGUGAUGUGAUCCAACUCACGCUGGCAAACCUGACCGGCGUCAUGGUCACGCCUAUCACAUUCUCCUUCGGGUGGGUCGCAUACGCCAUCACGGCAACUCUCGGCGCGAUGUCCGACAAUCGACACAUAAGCUGCAGGCCGGAGGUCCCUGUCAAAGUCUUGAACCUGGAGACUAGCUAA